AUACGAUAUGUGUCUCAGAUAUUAGUUCUAGGUACGGCAACAAAGGCAAAAAUAGAAUUUGUUUAUUAGAAUUUUUCAAGUAAUUUUAAUUAGGUACAUGCGGUUUGUUUAAAGUUGUGGAAGUAUACCAGGGCCAUCUAUGUUUUAUAACUCAUUAUUCACCAUAGAGAACAAGUAAAUUUUUAUUUUGUGAUGACUGUAAUAAGUAAAAUAUGUGUGCAACUUCAGUUUCUCUUCGUGGUGCUGCUAUUAUUUAUAUCGACAGGAUCAUGUCUUCAGUGCUAUAAAUGUUUCAGUACCAACAGAGACUGUUACGGUGGAAACCCUAGAUAUUUGGGAAUUUUAAAUUGUAGCAGCAAACAUGAAGUUUGCGCUACAUUUCAGUAUCAAAUCGAUGAUUCCAGUGCAUCAUACGUUACAACAAUAAGAGGAUGUCAGCCCAUCACCAAGGACGGGAUAUGCAGCCAACUUAUGAAGACAAAAAGCAAUAAGAACGUGGUUCAAAAAGGAAUCCUGUGCGAGACCUGUAACACAGAUCUGUGCAAUUCCUGUACAAUAAAGAGUGUGUCUUUCUUUACGCUCCCAAUAGCAAUACUCUUAAUCAUUCUUAAAAUAUAGAUGAAAAAAAAUGUAAAUUGUGCUCUCUAAAACGAUAUUAUACAAUAUUUCAAAAAGGUGUCAU
This is a messenger RNA of Anoplophora glabripennis (Asian longhorned beetle), 682 nucleotides long. RefSeq lists its product as uncharacterized. The record is from RefSeq and is a predicted model, not a curated record. NCBI's taxonomy places the organism in Eukaryota, Metazoa, Arthropoda, Insecta, Coleoptera, Cerambycidae. The transcript has 3 exons. Bases 193 to 618 code for a protein of 141 amino acids.